AUGGCACCUAAUCUUGAGCCUUUCUUCAAGCAGGUAGACACCCUCUCCGAAAGCUUCAUCGAACGGCUACGGAAAGCUGUUGCCAUACCCUCGAUAUCCGCCGAAGAUGACCGACGCAAGGAUGUUGUACGGAUGGGACAAUUCCUGGCGUCAGAGCUUGAAAGUUUAGGAGCUGAAGUCCAGCAACGACCCCUCGGCAAGCAGCCUGGCAAAGAACACCUCGAACUCCCACCUGUGGUGAUUGCUAGAUACGGAAGCGACGAGAACAAGCGAACUAUCCUGGUGUACGGUCACUACGAUGUACAACCUGCGGGGAUCGAGGACGGCUGGGCUACCGAUCCUUUCAAGCUGACCGUGGACGAGAAAGGACGAAUGUAUGGUCGGGGCAGCACAGACGACAAGGGACCAGUGUUAGGCUGGCUCAACGCAAUUGAAGCGCACCAGAAGGCGGGCGUAGACUUUCCCGUCAACCUCCUCUGCUGUUUCGAAGGAAUGGAAGAGUACGGAUCGGAAGGACUCGACGACUUCAUCAACCACGAGGCGAAAAGAUUCUUCAAAGACGCUGACGCAGUCUGCAUAUCAGACAACUACUGGCUCGGAACAGAGAAGCCGUGCCUAACCUACGGCCUCCGAGGCUGCAACUACUACUCCGUCGCCGUGUCCGGCCCAGGUCAAGACCUGCACAGCGGCGUCUUUGGCGGCACGGCGCAAGAACCCAUGACCGACCUGGUCCGCCUACUCUCCACUCUCGUCAACACCGACGGCCAGAUCCUCAUCCCAGGGAUCAACGACCUUGUCGCCCCGGUCACAGAAGAAGAAAAGAAACUCUACGCCCCCAUCUCCUUCACCAUGGCCAACCUCCACGAGUCGCUCGGCAGCGAAACCACGAUCUACCCGGACAAAGAACGCACCCUGAUGGCGCGCUGGCGGUACCCGUCCCUCUCCAUCCACGGCAUCGAGGGGGCCUUCUCCGCCCCCGGCGCCAAAACCGUCAUCCCCGCCAAAGUGACGGGCAAGUUCUCCAUCCGCACCGUGCCCGACAUGGACAGCGCCACCGUCACCGACCUGGUCCACCGACACCUGACCUCCGAGUUCGCCAAGCUGGCCAGCAAGAACACCCUCGACGUCUCGCUCCAGCACGACGGCAAAUGGUGGGUCGCUUCGCCCCGGCACUGGAACUUCAGCGCCGCGGCCAAGGCGGUCAAGGAGGUCUUUGGCGUCGAGCCGGACAUGACACGGGAAGGGGGCAGCAUUCCUGUCACCAUCACGUUUGAGCAGGCCACGGGCAAGAACGUCUUGCUCUUGCCGAUGGGCAGUUCGACGGAUGCGGCGCAUUCGAUCAAUGAGAAGUUGGACCGCAGGAAUUAUAUUGAGGGCACGAAGCUGUUGGGCGCGUAUUUGCACUAUGUGGCUGAGGAACCGAUGAGUGAGGGCUGA
Messenger RNA from Endocarpon pusillum Z07020, 1437 nucleotides. RefSeq names its product Cys-Gly metallodipeptidase dug1. Gene Ontology annotation, biological process: proteolysis. Gene Ontology annotation, molecular function: metallodipeptidase activity. NCBI's taxonomy places the organism in Eukaryota, Fungi, Ascomycota, Eurotiomycetes, Verrucariales, Verrucariaceae. The record is from RefSeq and is a predicted model, not a curated record. The transcript has 4 exons. The coding region runs from base 1 to 1437 and encodes 478 amino acids.